AUGAAGACGAAUGCAUGGAGACCGGCAGUUUGGCCACUAAAAUCGGGCCAGCCGAGCACUUGCACCCUCAACUCACUUCGAAAACAACUCUUACGACCAACACCAACCUCCCGUACCCUUCACACAGCUUCUCACUCUCUUCAUCCAACACUUUCACCUACACCAUCAAUACCUCGUCAAAACUUCACCACCUCCAUCCCCAUCUCCACCAAUGACACGUCUCGCUACGGCCCACAAAAUGGCGACUCAAUCACGAUAGCCCUCUCCGGCGGAGUAGAUUCAUCAGUAACCGCCCUUCUUCUCGCCCAAUCAUCCCUCUACUCCCUUUCCGCAGUCUUCAUGCGGAACUGGAACGAACUUGAUGAAUCCGGCUCACUCCAACCCGGUUCCGGUGGCUCCUCUGGUUGUAGCUGGCAGAAGGAUUGGGAAGACGUUCAAUCUGUCUGUCGUCAUCUCGGUAACAUUCCGGUUGAAAUGAUCGACCUUAGCAGGGAGUAUUGGACACAAGUCUUCGAACCUGCUUUAGACGAUUGGAAGGAAGGUGUGACGCCAAAUCCUGAUGUGGGGUGUAACAGGGAGAUUAAGUUCGGUGCUCUCAUGGAUCGCGUUCUCUCCCCUCCCCUCGGAGUUCAGGGAGGGGGGAAGAGUUGGCUAGCAACAGGACACUACGCCAGCAUAAACUGGAGUAACGAGGGAAGACCAAUGCUGUAUAGAGCAAGAGAUAGAACAAAGGAUCAGACUUACUACCUUUCAAACGUAGGGGAGCAACGGUUGAAACAUGCGCAUUUUCCACUGGCAAAUCUGUUGAAGAGUCAAGUGAGGGAGUUGGCGAAGAAGUAUGAUCUGCCUACGGCGGGUAGAAAGGAGUCUAUGGGGAUUUGUUUCAUUGGUACUCGUGGAAGCGAUGGCAAGUCUAUAUCCAAUAAGGAAGGCUUUAGCUCUUUCCUCAACGGCUACAUCACUUCUUCUCCGGGGGAAAUUGUUGAUGGAGAUACAGGAGAAAUCGUCGGCAAACACUCCGGCUUACACACACUCACCGUCGGCCAAGGCGCACGCAUUCGUGGUGCUCUCUCAAAGUAUUACGUCGCUCGGAAAGACAUCAAAGAGAACAAGAUCGUGGUGGUUCAGGGCAAGGGGCAUCCGAUGUUGAUGUGUACUAGACUAUAUGUGAGCGGCGUCGGUUGGAUAUGGAACGAGCCUCCGCCAGAGCUGAAGGAGGGUGGAGAAGGCCAAGUGAAGCUUUUGGCUCAGGUGAGGCAUCGACAGAUGGAAACGGAAUGCAUUGUAAAGAGUAAGCAAGGAGAAGGGUAUGUAGUGGAAUUCGAGGAGCCAGUGUUGGCGGUUGCACCAGGUCAAGUGCUGGGGUUGUGGAGAGGGACCUGGUGUUUAGGAAGUGCGCAGAUUGAGCGAGUUGAGACGCUAUACGACGAUCAGCAGCAAGACACUUUAGCAGCUUUAUAG
This is a messenger RNA of Ustilago hordei, 1461 nucleotides long. RefSeq lists its product as uncharacterized. The transcript has a single exon. Lineage: Eukaryota; Fungi; Basidiomycota; Ustilaginomycetes; Ustilaginales; Ustilaginaceae. Gene Ontology annotation, biological process: tRNA wobble position uridine thiolation. Bases 1 to 1461 code for a protein of 486 amino acids. The record is from RefSeq and is a predicted model, not a curated record. Gene Ontology annotation, molecular function: sulfurtransferase activity. Gene Ontology annotation, cellular component: mitochondrion.